AUGCUUUUUGCUGGUUGGUUUCAUUAUCACAAAGCUGCUCCAAAAUUGGCUUGGUUCCAAGAUGUAGAAUCUAUGUUGAAUCACCAUUUGACAGGGCUCCUAGGGUUGGGGUCUCUUUUUUGGGUAGGACAUCAAAUACAUGUAUCUUUACCAAUUAACCAAUAUCUAAAUGUUGCAGUAGAUUCCAAGGAGAUACCACUUCCUCAUGAAUUUAUCUUAAAUCGGGAUCUUUUGGCUCAACUUUAUCCGAGUUUUGCCGCGGGAGCAACCCCAUUUUUUACCUUGAAUUGGUCAAAAUAUGGAGAAUUUCUAACUUUUCGUGAAGGAUUAGAUCCGGAUUAUGAGGCAAGAAACUACAUAAAUCAGAAAGUAGAAGUAAAGAGUGGGACACAUACAGAAGAGUACCUGCAAAAAUUAGAUGCAGCACUAGAGGUUGCUGGGCGUAGGUUUAACCCUGAGUUGGUAAUUUAUAAUGCGGGGACUGACAUCCUGGAAGGAGAUCCAUUAGGAAGGUUGCAGAUCAGUCCUGAAGGAAUUGCCCAUAGAGAUGAGAAAGUUUUCCGGUUUGCUCGUGAGAAUAACAUUCCCAUCGUCAUGCUCACUUCAGAUUCUUAG
Messenger RNA from Sphenostylis stenocarpa, 615 nucleotides. The record is from the annotation of a GenBank genome assembly. Lineage: Eukaryota; Viridiplantae; Streptophyta; Magnoliopsida; Fabales; Fabaceae.